Engraulis encrasicolus (European anchovy) is the source of this 3859-nucleotide messenger RNA. RefSeq names its product importin 9 (gene ipo9). Gene Ontology annotation, cellular component: cytosol; nuclear envelope. Bases 192 to 3323 code for a protein of 1043 amino acids. Lineage: Eukaryota; Metazoa; Chordata; Actinopteri; Clupeiformes; Engraulidae. Gene Ontology annotation, biological process: protein import into nucleus. The record is from RefSeq and is a predicted model, not a curated record. The transcript has 25 exons. Gene Ontology annotation, molecular function: small GTPase binding.
GCCCAGCAGAGGGCGACCAAGCGGCGCUCGCAGAGGAAGUGCAACUGGGAAGGGAAACAAUCCAUCAGGCAAGCCCCGCCCCCCACAGCCGUGCAUUGGCGCGCUCUGGUGGUGCAGCAUUCUUACCGCUCCCCUAGUGCUUUGGUUUGGCGGCUCCACCGUAUGCAGCACAGCCGAGUUGAGCUAGGAAUAUGGCGGGCAUGAGUGCAGCAGGUUCGGCUACAGCUACGGCUGCCGGUCCUGUUCAGCAGGGGCUGAAGGAGGCCUUGAUAGAGACCCUGACCGCCAUCCUGUCACCCGUGCAAGAGGUGCGGGCAGCGGCUGAGGAGCAGGUGAAGGUGUUGGAAGUGACGGAAGAAUUUGGUGUGCACCUGGCUGAACUGACAGUAGAUCCUCAAGGAGCCCUCGCCAUACGCCAGCUGGCGUCUGUGAUCCUGAAGCAGUAUGUUGAGACCCACUGGUGCUCACAGUCCGAGAAGUUCAGACCACCGGAGACCACCGACCGGGCCAAGGCUGCUAUCCGUGCCCUGCUGCCCGCGGGUCUGCGUGAGUCCAUCAGUAAGGUUCGCUCCAGCGUGGCGUACGCGGUCUCGGCCAUCGCCCACUGGGAUUGGCCGGAGGCGUGGCCUAAUCUCUUCACCGCCCUCAUGGAGAUGCUGAUGAGUGGAGACGUCAACGCAGUGCACGGAGCCAUGAGAGUGCUGACAGAGUUCACUCGAGAGGUGACGGAUACUCAGAUGCCACUGGUGGCUCCCGUCAUUCUCCCAGAAAUGUACAAGAUCUUCACCAUGGCAGAGGUCUAUGGCAUUCGUACGCGUUCACGUUCCGUUGAGAUCUUCACCACCUGUGCCAACCUCAUCUGCGCCAUCGAGGAGGUCGAGAAGGGGGCAGCCAAGGCUCUGAUCUUCCCCGUGGUGCAGCAGUUCACUGAGGCCUUCAUCCAGGCCCUACAGAUGCCAGACGGACCCACAUCAGACAGCGGACUGAAGAUGGAGGUCCUCAAGGCUGUGACUGCGUUGGUUAAGAAUUUCCCCAAGCCCAUGGUGUCGUCCAUGCAGCAGAUUCUCCCCAUCGUCUGGAACACACUCACAGAGAGCGCCGCCUUCUAUGUGAGGACAGAAGUCAACUACACAGAAGAGGUGGACGAUCCAGUAGACUCAGAUGGUGAGGUGUUGGGUUUUGAAAAUCUGGUCUUCAGCAUCUUUGAGUUUGUCCACACUCUUCUGGAGAACAGCAAGUUCAAGACCACGGUGAAGAAAGCCCUGCCAGAGCUCAUAUACUACAUCAUACUCUACAUGCAGAUCACAGAGGACCAGAGUAAGGUGUGGACGGCUAACCCUCAGCAAUUUGUGGAGGAUGAAGAUGAUGACACCUUCUCCUACUCCGUCAGGAUAUCAGCACAGGACCUGCUACUGGCCGUAGCAGCAGAGUUCCAGAAUGAGAGUGCUGCUGCCCUUGCUGCCGCGGCAACUAGACACCUCCAGGAGGCGGACCAAGCCAGGAGUAGCGGCAACCAACACUGGUGGAAGGUGCAUGAGGCGUGUAUGCUGGCUCUGGGUUCGGUGAAGACCAUCAUUACUGAGAAUGUGAAAAGUGGGCGUGUCCAAUUCGACAUGCACGGAUUCCUGGCCAACGUGGUGCUGGCCGACCUCAACCUGCCAGCGGCGUCUCCGUUCCUAUUGGGUCGUGCGUUGUGGGCGGCGUCUCGCUUCACGGCGGCCAUGUCCCCUGAGCUCAUCACCCAGUUCCUCCAGGCCACCGUCUCCGGCCUGCACGAGUCCCAGCCACCUUCCGUGCGCAUCUCAGCCGUACGCGCCAUCUGGGGCUACUGUGACCAGUUGAAGCUUGCAGACAGUGUCCAGGUGUUGCAGCCGUACCUCCCGAGUGUCCUGGAGGGUCUGGUGCAGCUGGCCGCCCAGUUCAGCUCCGAGGUUCUGACCCUCGUCAUGGAAACGCUUUGUAUCGUCUGCACCGUAGACCCCGCCUUCACCACCAGCGCGGAGAACAAGAUCUGCCCCCUCACCAUCGCCAUAUUCCUCAAAUACAGCAACGACCCAGUGGUGGCAUCUUUAUCCCAGGACAUCUUUAAGGAGCUGGCCCAAAUAGAAGCGUGUCAGGACCCCAUGCAGAUGAGACUCAUCCCCACACUCGUCAGCAUCAUGCAGGCACCACCAGACAAGAUACCCUCAGGGCUCUGUGCAACGGCCAUUGACAUCCUGACGACGGUGGUGCGCCACACUAAGCCGCCCCUCUCCCAGAUGCUCAUCUGCCAAGCGUUCCCAGUUGUGGCCCAGUGUACGCUACGCACCGACGACAACACAACCAUGCAGAAUGGCGGAGAGUGUUUGCGUGCGUAUGUGUCUGUGGGUCUGGAGCAGGUGGGUAGCUGGAGGGACGAGCAGGGCCACAGCGGUCUGUGGUACGUCAUGCAGGUGGUGAACCAGCUUCUGGACCCGCGGGCGUCCGAGUUCACCGCGGCGUUUGUGGGCCGUCUGGUGUCGACGCUGAUCGCCCGGGCCGGAACCCAGCUGGGGGAACAACUAGACCAGAUACUCAGAGCCAUACUGAGCAAGAUGCAGCAGGCAGAGACACCCAGCGUCAUGCAGUCCCUGAUCAUGGUGUUCGCUCACCUGGUCCACUCCCAGCUGGAUCCACUCCUGGAGUUCCUGUGCAGUCUGCCGGGGCCCACAGGAAAACCUGCACUGGAGUUCGUCAUGGCGGAAUGGAUGAGCCGCCAACACCUCUUCUACGGACAAUAUGAGGGGAAAGUCAGCACGGUGGCGCUGUGUAAACUGCUUCAGCACGGCCUCAACACCAACGACAAACGGCUACAGGACAUCGUUGUCAAGGGAGACGAGAUCUUCAACCAGGAAGAGGGAAUACGCACACGCUCCAAAGCAGCCAAGAACCCUGAGCGCUGGACUAACAUCCCAUUGCUAGUGAAGAUCUUCAAGUUGAUUAUCAACGAGUUCUCAUCAGUACUGGAGGCCAACACGGCACGCACGUCAGCAGCAGACUGGAGCCAAGACUCGGGAGGCAUGUGGGAGGAGCAGGAUGAAGAGGAAGAUGAGGAUGAAGAUGAUGAAGGAUUACACGGACAACUGCUCUCAGACCUCAUAUCGUCUAAUAAAUACGAUGAUGAUUACUAUGAUGAUGAUGAUGAGGAUGACCCCGAUGCUGUCAAGGACCCCAUCUACCAGAUAGACCUACAGGCGUAUCUGACGGACUUCCUGACGCAGUUCUCUCAGCAGCCUUGUUACAGCGCCUUUUCUGGACACCUCAACGACGCAGAGAGACGAGUACUGCAGGGCAUCGGCAUCUAAACACACACACACACACACACCCCUCAUACACACCCCAAGGACGCAUGCUCUACGCCACACACACACACACACACACGUACACACGUACACACGUCGAGCGGAGAGUAUUGCAGGGCAUCGGCAUCUGAACACACACAAACAAACACACACACACACGCCCACACCCCUUUCACCCCAAGGACUCCUGCUCUGACACACACACGUACAACGCCAAGCGAAGAGCACUUCUGGGCAUCGGCAUCUAACUCUCUCACACACACAUGCACUUAGACAGUCUGCAAACACACCUGAAGGCUGAAGACGACUGUUCUGCAAACCAUGGCCCUGUUACACACACACACACACACACACACAGACACGCAGACAUAUUGUGUGCCAGUGUGUGGCUGGGCAUCCUGUGGGGUAGUGAGGAGGCGUGUAAUUGGAGGAUGAAGAUGAUUGACAGUUGCCUGGCCCUAUCCUCCGCAUCCUCACUCUCAUCGUGUCACGGACAGAGCGAUGGAAUGGAACACUCGGCACUUCCUGUGGGAGUUCGG